Molecule: messenger RNA, 1146 nt
Organism: Alternaria rosae
Lineage: Eukaryota; Fungi; Ascomycota; Dothideomycetes; Pleosporales; Pleosporaceae
Exons: 2
Coding region: 226-993 (255 amino acids)
Source: RefSeq, a predicted model, not a curated record
GAAGGUUGUACAGGGCUUCGCCGCAUAACAUUGCGAAUGUAGGGCUAGAGACUAAAUAUGGACCUGCAUGUCCUGUCGACGGCAUAUGGGAUACAUUAAUGCUCUAAAACAUCCUUAGGUUCUCCACACAUCCAGUUCGCUCAUCACAUAUCUUCAGUUCAUCGCAAUCCUUUGCUUUUGCAACCAGUCGCUCCUUUACUUAUUUUAUACUGUCUUUUGUCUAAUAUGGUGUCGAGUCGGUCCCUCCUUACGGUCUUCGCGACCUUGAUCGCGGUUGCUACGAGUCAGCAAUGUUAUGCUGUUGACGGUACAGCACUCGACAAAACAUACACGCCAUGUAACCCUAGCGCCAAUCACAGCGGAUGCUGCGCGUCCACCGACAUCUGCAUGAGUAAUGGGUUGUGUAUGGGAACAACAAAUGAGUCGAUCGGUAUGAUCUUCUCAAGAGGUUGUACAGACAAGGAAGGAAAAGAUGCAGCAUGCCAACAAGACUUGUGCCCUGGUGUUUCCAACGACUUCCUUGGUCUCAAGCCAAUAAAAGCAUGGCAACUACAAACAUGCGACUCUGGAACAUACUGCUGCCGCGGAGCCGACGAUACGAAGAGCUGCUGCAACAACCUAGACGCACCCCAAGUCACAACCACCUUCAGCGCAACCCUCCAACUCCAAACUCCGAGCCCAACCAAUGAACCUACACAGGCCCCCACAACCACUGCUCCACCUCCCAAGACCUGCUCAAAAGAAAAGAAGGAAACGGCAAUAGUCGGCGGUGUCCUCACAGCUGUCUUCGCGUUGAUCAUAGCAAGCCUGGCUUCCACUAUCUUCUGGAUGUACAAGAGGGAGAAGAGACAGCGCAAGCUCAAGGAACACUACGAGGAGCAGUUCUCCCAAACCAACGCGUACCGCAAGGCACUGGCGUCGAGCGCUGGAUCCCUCAGAGGCAGCGUCAUGAUGGACGACUUGAAGCCCAAGUCCAGCCACGGUCCCGCAUGAGGAGUCACACAGACUCAAAAAAAAAAAGUCUUUCGUAUCGUCUUUCUACUUUAGCGUCGGUGUUUUUGCGGGUACAGGCAGGCAGGCACGGUGAUGACGGGCUAGGGUAAUGUUGAGCUCACACCUGGUACCGAACCUUGGGUUUUAGCCCAA